This is a messenger RNA of Alternaria atra, 873 nucleotides long. RefSeq lists its product as uncharacterized. Lineage: Eukaryota; Fungi; Ascomycota; Dothideomycetes; Pleosporales; Pleosporaceae. The record is from RefSeq and is a predicted model, not a curated record. The coding region runs from base 1 to 873 and encodes 290 amino acids. The transcript is spliced from 4 exons. Gene Ontology annotation, molecular function: oxidoreductase activity.
AUGUCAUACAGCAGAAUAGGAGUCGUCACCGGCGCGAACAAGGGUAUUGGACGCGCCAUAGUCCAGCAGCUCGCCCUUCAAUACCCCAAGUCGCCGCUCAACAAUGGGCCUUUCCUGAUUUACCUGACGGCUCGCGAUCAGGGCAGGGGAGAGGCUGCCGUCAAAGACCUGGAGCAAGAUGCGCAGCUCAAGGAGGCAAAGGCAUUGAAGGCCGACGGUGGGCUUUCGGAGAUUAAGUUCCAUCUGCUUGACAUCACGAGCAGUAACAGCAUCAAGACCCUUGCCGACCAUUUGAAGCAGGCGCACGGAGAUGGAAUUGAUUUCGUUAUCAACAACGCGGGCAUUGCGAUGGACGGCUUUAACGCCGACAUCGUUAAGACUACCCUCGACUGCAACUACUACAAGACGCUCGAGGCGUGCCACACCUUCCUCCCCCUCCUGAAGCCCACUGGUCGCAUCGUAAACCUCGGCAGCAUGGCUGGUAAACUCAACAAGUACUCUGAAGAAGUCCGCAACCGCUUCCUCGCCUCCAAGACUGAGGAGGAUGUUACAAAGAUUAUGAAGGAAUUUGUUUCUGCUGUUGAAGCUGGCAAAGAGAAGGAGGCUGGGUUCCCUAGUGCAGGGUAUGCUGUGAGCAAGGCAGGACUGAUUGGAGGUACACGGGCACUGGCCAGGCAGGAGAAGGAGAAGGGAAGCAAGGUGCUAAUUAACACCUGCUGCCCAGGCUAUGUCAACACCGACAUGACCAAGGGCAACGGAACACGAACUGUGGAAGAAGGCGCUCAGACUCCGGUGCUGCUCGCAAUCCAUGACAUUCAGAAUAAGACGGGUAGCUUCUGGCAGUACGAGAAGGAGAUUGACUGGGUUGGUUAG